CUAAGGUAGGUAAGGCAGCCCCCACAACCCCGAUGUUACUACUGGGGGGGCACUACAACUUUACGAAAGUACGGAACUCCCCACAGCCUUGCAUGGACUGCACCCUAGAACUAUACCGAGUAGGCCUCUCCCUAAAUCCGCCGCAUUUCACUGCCCGUUUUCUUCCCAAGUAACGACAUCCUCCCGCGCAGCCUCGAUAACCCAGUAGAUCCAACGUGGCGGAUUAGGUCGGCAAAGGUACACAUUGCCUAUGCGAUCCCAGCACGCCGCCUUUCGUGAUGCCCAGUCCAUUGGUCUCGACGACAACAUUGGUGCUGCUCGCUUGAGAACAUGGCGGACCUCGAGGUCACUGAGCCUGUUGAGAACGAGCAGCAGUUUUGGCACGCCCUGAACAGCAUCCUUUCCGCCCCCUGUCCUACCCCCGAGUCCCUCGACGACGUUCUGCGAUCAUGGCUUGAACUGGUCGCGACCGGCCGGGACCGCUAUCUCGACGAUGAAGACGACAUUGCGACUUGUUCCCAACAGCUCCGACUUAGCAGCAUCUUCAGACAGAACGCCGACUAUGUCCGUACCCAGAUCAUAUACAGCCUAUUGCAGGAGGACGAGUACGGGCCGUUGCAUGUCAUUUCCAACUUCCUCCUGCUAGAUGGCCGUGCCGAGGAAGAGACAUUCCGGCGCAUGGUCAACGAAGGAUGUUUUUUGCGACUGCUCGAGCUCAUCAAGAGUUGCGGCGCGCACGAUGGCCGUCUUCACCGACUACUUCUCGAGUUGAUGUACGAGAUGUCUCGCAUCGAAAAGUUGCCGCAUCAAGACUUGGCUCAGGUAGAAGACGAAUUCAUCAUUUACCUCUUCCAACUUAUCGAGGCCUUCUCUGACGACGUGGACGAUCCGUACCAUUACGCCGUUAUUCGUGUCCUGCUGGUGAUGAACGAGCAAUACAUGGUUGCGUCAGCAUCCGGAGCUGUUGACCCAACUGCGCCUGUUACUCAUAUCACAAACCGAGUCGUCAAAGUCCUCAGCCUCCAUGGCCCGUCUUUCCGAACUUUUGGCGAAAACAUCAUCUUGCUUCUAAAUCGAGCAACCGAAACAUCACUCCAGCUGAUAAUAUUGAAGCUGCUGUAUCUGUUAUUCACCACCAAGGCGACAUAUGAAUACUUUUACACCAACGAUUUGCGCGUCCUUCUUGACGUCAUCAUUCGUAAUCUGCUCGACUUGCCAGUGGAAAUGAAUACCUUGAGACACACAUAUCUGCGCGUUCUCGCUCCAUUGUUAUCGCACACCCAGCUCAGCCAGCCGCCACAUUACAAGCGCGAUCAAAUUCUUAGCUUGCUUGAAAUACUUCGUGGCUCAGGAAGUGCGCACUUCCUACCGCCCGAGCCGACUACCCUCCGCUUGGUUGAGCGUGUCGCAAAUAUUCCAUGGCUAGUGGACGAUGAGGGCGUCUUGAGUCCUGUUCCCAUGACGAGCCUUACGCAGGCGCAAAACGGUAGUACCGUUAGCGUCAUUGCAAACGUCCACGAGAAGCCAGGUAUAGAAACACCAAGCCGAAAAUCAAAUCUCGCUCGUGAGCUCAGGCAUGAACAGGAGGAUGCGGAAGACACCGUGAGGUCAAUAAUCGCCGUCAGUCCCGCGAGUGAUACGCCAGAAACUACAACCUCGAAUCUCUCGGUAUCGAGUACCACCGAAGGGCACAAAGCAGCAGGCCGUCGAAAGCCGUCACCACCGCCGGCAAGACGGCUGAGGGCACAGAAAUCGCUUCCCAUUGUUCCAAAGCAUCGCCAUGGUGUGCCGGUCUCCCCGCAACCACCACAUACGCCAACAAGGAUGAUCGAGAAUUCCACAUUUGCUCAAGGUGACAAGCACGGGGUUGCUGCUGCUAGCAGCUCAUCACCGACAGCGGCUUCGGCUGCGGCAGCCGUAUCUGGUGAUGGCAAGGUGAGUGGACCAGUGGCCAAAAAGCAGCCCCCCAAGCUCCCCCCUCCACGGCGCGGCAAACUCAGGGCUGUCAACAGUUUGUCGACAUUACAUCCGGUGACGGAGUCGCUACCGCAAACUGGGUCGACACCGGUAGCUUAGUCGGCGCCUUGUACGGUAACUGCCAAGGAUCUUAAUUUGCGGGCCGGAUUUACUGUGAUGUCGAGCAUUCUUUCAACCACCAAGGUGGCUCGCCCCAGCAAUGCGAUUCUUGCGAACAUGACAUUCUGUAGAUAGAGUCACAGGAAAACGUGAUAGAGCCCUGAAUUGCCCUGGCAUGGGGCACAAAAAAAAAAAGGG
This is a messenger RNA of Neurospora hispaniola, 2274 nucleotides long. RefSeq lists its product as uncharacterized. The record is from RefSeq and is a predicted model, not a curated record. NCBI's taxonomy places the organism in Eukaryota, Fungi, Ascomycota, Sordariomycetes, Sordariales, Sordariaceae. Gene Ontology annotation, cellular component: actin cortical patch. The transcript has 3 exons. The coding region runs from base 331 to 2076 and encodes 581 amino acids. Gene Ontology annotation, molecular function: Arp2/3 complex binding. Gene Ontology annotation, biological process: actin cortical patch assembly; actin cortical patch localization; endocytosis.